UUCGACAAGACGAUAUGUCAUUAUUUUUAUUCGUACAAUUUCCGUAUAUACAGAGGUAUUUUGCGGAUGUAUACAUCUUCGCCACUGUUCGAUGCUAUUUUAUGUAGAAAUAAGUAGAAAGAAAUUUCAAAGCGAGGAAAUUUCGUUCUCGAAACAGUAGAUAAAAUUAAGCAUUCUGUUGAUCGAUGCGUGGUAUGUGGAUGUUUAACAAACCUUUCCUCGUACGCUAUAUUUAGUGUCAAAGGUAUAAAUGCCAUACUAAUUUCUUUGAUCCCUGUAAUAGCUACGUGUCACACAUGACUGUGAACGGAAACAUGUUGCAGUACGGACCGUUAUACACGUGUGUGAAAUUUGCAUUAUGCAACACGCAUUUGAGGCCUCAAACUCGUCUCUGUUGGAAGAAGCAGGAAGGGAGCGUGGGUAAAUUGAAAUUAGUCAUCUGUGCGAGGUCAGAGACAAAAAGGUUCUUUCGUAAAAAGUAUGAAUCCGAAUUGCAAUCAUUAUUACAAUAUCGUUGAAAAAGUGUCGUCGUUGACCGGUCAAUGGCCCUAUCAAAAAUCAAGAACAAGACUGCUCGGUCUGUGCCUGGUGACUUUGAGCACUUUCUCUAUGAUCGUGCCACAGAUGGCCAAGUUAGUCAAGUGUGACGGAAAUUUAGAGUGCAUUUUUCAAACUCUGACAGCGUAUCUGUUGACGAUUGUGACUUUGGUAAAACUGUACACAUGCUACUUUAAUCGAUGCAAAAUGAAAACGCUCGUUGAUCAGUUGUUCGUCGAAUGGGACGAACUGAAGACUCCGGAAGAAUACGAAAUUAUGAGGAGAUACGCUGAGAACGGCAGGAGAUACUCUUUGGGAUACUCGUUAUAUAUCUUCACAUCCACAUAUCUGUUCAUGUGCGUGUCCCUCAUACCUCAACUGUUGGACGUUGUAAUGCCCCUCAACGAGUCCCGUCCUAUACUUCCCGCUCAUCCAGGACAUUACUUCGUCGACGAGAGGAAAUACUUCUAUUAUAUUUUCUCGCACGCCAUUGUAGCCUGGGAAAUCGCCGUGACCGGUAUAGUUGCCCACGACUGCAUGCUUCUAACUUUUGUUGAAUAUAUUUGUAGUAUCUUCACUCUAGUCGGAGUUCGACUUGAACGACUGACGUCCAAACACGCUGAUGCUGCGAAUAAAUCUUUGCAUUCUCGUAAAAUUGACACGUAUCACAAUCAAAUUGCGUUCUCAGUACAUACGCAUCAGAAAGCUUUGAGAUACGCUCAACUUCUUGAGGAUACGUUUUCGACGACGUUGGCUGUACAAGUAGCGCUGAAUACAGUAAUGAUCAGCAUUACGUUGUUACAAAUUACGCAAGAAAAUUCCGAUAUUUUUAUAGCAACAAGAUACGUAGUGUACGUGGCUGCUCAAUUGAUUCACUUGUUCUAUCUCAGUUUUGAAGGACAGAAGCUGAUAGAUCACAGUCUUCAAACGCGCAAUAAAAUCUAUAAUAGUUCGUGGUACGAAAUACCUCCAAAGUCGCAGAGGAUGCUUCUUUUUGUGAUGCAGAAAACUCUUCAACCUGUUUUUCUGACCGCCGGCAAAGUGUACAUUUUCUCACUGGAGAGUUUCACUACGAUCCUACAAACUUCAAUGUCGUAUUUUACGGUGCUCUCGUCUUUAGAAUGAUCGAACACAAGUAUGUUUGCAUCCAAUCGUGAAAUUAUUUAAUUCUUACUACAAUAUGUGUGAGACAAAAGUUUAUUACCAAUGUGCGAGCAAUUCGUGUAUGUUGCAAUAGCAAAUUGUUCGUCUCCAUGUUGAAGUAUACGUUAAUCUUGAAAUAUAAAAUAACACUUUAAGAAUAUUUUUAAAGUGAUUUUUCAUACGCAUGAUAUGAAGGAGAGAAGACACUUAGAACAUAAAAAUAUAUGAAAACAACGCGAUUAUUACGAACUUGGUUUCUUAAUUCCAACACACUUGAAAUAUUGUUACGCUAAUUUUCGUUGCUCGAGUGAAGAAGGCGUCUUCCAGGAACGCCGGGUAAAAUAUUGAUUCUAUCGACCCUCGCGGGGAAUAUAAAAACACAACCUGUCGGCUCCAUUUAGCAUCUGUCUACCUUGUAUUUAGCAUCAAAGACAAAACUAAAUUCUGGUGUACUCAUGUAAAUGCUACUUAUAUCCCUGUAAGAGCUAUGUGUCACUUAUAUUGACGGGCGACAGCAUGCUGCAAUUAUGCAAAAACAGACAUGUAGUAUUUAUU
Messenger RNA from Pseudomyrmex gracilis, 2235 nucleotides. Its product is annotated as odorant receptor 13a-like. The coding region runs from base 481 to 1662 and encodes 393 amino acids. Gene Ontology annotation, cellular component: plasma membrane. Lineage: Eukaryota; Metazoa; Arthropoda; Insecta; Hymenoptera; Formicidae. Gene Ontology annotation, biological process: sensory perception of smell; detection of chemical stimulus involved in sensory perception of smell. The transcript is spliced from 9 exons. The record is from RefSeq and is a predicted model, not a curated record. Gene Ontology annotation, molecular function: olfactory receptor activity; odorant binding.